AUGGAAGUAUUGUGUUAUAAGUAUUUUUAGCAAUUUAUAAUGAACCUUGAUGAUACAGAUUUUAAAACUCCAUAAAAAUAGCAAUUGAGCAAAUCACCUAUUACAAUUAAUAAGCAAAGUUCACCUAAGAAAGCGAAGGAAGAAAUCAAAAAAAUUAAGAUCAUUAAGAAACUGGAGUUCAAUGAUGAUCAGUUAGUAAUAAGAUAAGAUGGAAUACUUGGAAGAAGUAAGCGUAUUACAUCUAAAGAAAAUAAAGUAAAUUCAUCCUACACUUUGGGUCUAUUAAAUUCAAUAGAACUAAACCAAAAUAAUGUCAUAGUAAAUAAGCUAGUGAAACCUAGCGAUGACGAAUUAUUUAAUCUCUCCAGAGAUGAAAACAUAGUGUGUAAAUGUAGAAAGUCUAAGUGCAUCUAAAACUAUUGCGUUUGCAGUGCCAAUAAUCAAGAAUGCUCAUUCAAAUGCGAAUGCUACAAUUGCUCAAACAAAUAGCCAAAAUCCGCUAUCUCAAAAUAAUCAGGAUCUGAAUAUUUGGGAUGCAAUUGUAGAAAACAAGAUUGUUCUAAAGGGUAUUGUGAAUGCCAAAAACGGAAAAUCAAAUGCACAUCGAAGUGCAGAUGUUGUGAUGAAUGCAAAAAUUGUGAUAUACAACCCUUACCCUUUCAUUUAGAUAGUUUAUUCUGA
Molecule: messenger RNA, 681 nt
Organism: Paramecium tetraurelia
Lineage: Eukaryota; Ciliophora; Oligohymenophorea; Peniculida; Parameciidae
Exons: 4
Biological process (GO): regulation of DNA-templated transcription
Cellular component (GO): nucleus
Source: RefSeq, a predicted model, not a curated record